Molecule: messenger RNA, 1560 nt
Organism: Penicillium manginii
Lineage: Eukaryota; Fungi; Ascomycota; Eurotiomycetes; Eurotiales; Aspergillaceae
Gene: spp2
Product: spliceosome ATPase-activating subunit SPP2
Exons: 1
Coding region: 1-1560 (519 amino acids)
Biological process (GO): mRNA splicing, via spliceosome
Cellular component (GO): spliceosomal complex
Molecular function (GO): nucleic acid binding
Source: RefSeq, a predicted model, not a curated record
AUGCCGCCCCCGUCGCAGGCCCCUAGCGACCGCAAUCACGGCAGUUCAAAGCCCUUCUCCCUCUCCUCCAGCUCGAAGGAGCCAUCUGCAAAAACCACUUUUGGCUUCCAAUCGACUCGCAGUCGUCCCGAGUCCUCAGCAAACAAGGCACGAUCUCUCCCACGCCGCCCGCAUAACCUCGGCCAUGAUGAAUCCUCCGAUGAAGAUGAACAGCCCCCGGUCCACGAGGAAGUGUCUGGAUUCGACACGCAUACCGGCGGUGCUAUCACCAUCGACGGCCAAGCAGUUAUUGAUGAGAAGAAGCCGCUCGUCAUUCCCGUCACAAGCCAGAAUAACUGGCGUGAUCGGCCUGGUGUCAAUACGAAGAAAGGAAAAAAGAAUCUGCUUCCCCGCGAGGUUCAAGCUAUGCAAGAAGCGCAGAAAAAUGGACAAGCCUCUGCUGGAGGUGCCGUCGAGACGGAAGGACCGAGCAUGGCGUUUGGCUUAAGCUUUGCCAAAGAAUCUAUAGAAAACGAGAACAUUGUUCCCACUCCAGAUACCGAUCAGCCUAUGCGGGACGCGAAGCCCGCUGAGGAAAGCAAGCCCCUCACGGAUGACCAGCUUGCGCUCCAGGCUUUGAUCAAGGAGAGCACAGGUGAGGUUGAGAGGAGGUCAGAUCUCGUCAUUGAAGCCUCGAAAGCGCGUGACUACGAGGAGGACGACACACUCGGCCGCUAUGACGAGUCGAGCUCUUUCAAGACAGACGUGCAGUCGCGGCCCGAGCCCGCCACACUUGACCAAUACAAUGCCAUCCCCGUCGAGGAAUUCGGCGCGGCGCUUCUUCGAGGUAUGGGGUGGAAAGAUGGCCAGACUAUUGGAAAAGGCAACUAUGGCUCUUCUGAAAAUGCAAAGAAAGCCAACGAGCCUCGUGUCCCGCCGCGCCGCGCCGGGUUUCUAGGUAUUGGUGCGAAGGAUUCUGGGAAGGGCGCAGAGGUUGAAUUUGGCGCAUGGGGCAAAUCGGCAAUGCGCAAGGCAUCACGGAAACAAGGCGAAGAGAAUGCAGAUGGUCAAACCGAGGGUGUUUAUAUGCCUGUCACCAUGCGGAAUAAGAACACUGGAGAGUAUAUCACGGAGGAGGAACUCGCAAAUAAGAAGAAGGAGGCCAAGUCCAUGCCCGACGCAGAUGAUUGGAAAGAACGACGAGAUCGGAACUUAGAGAAGAGUGGGCGUGAUAGAGAUCGGGACUAUCGCAGAAGGGACUAUGACGACGAGCGUUCCGAUCGGAUGUCCGGGUCCUCGUCCUCGCGUCGUGAUCGCAGCCGCUCUGCUGGCCGCCAUUCUUCCUCUCGACGCACCAGGUAUGACGAUGAUGACCGCCGGAGAGAUGAUCGGUCUUCUCGCGAUUCUGACCGGGAUCGUCGACGGGCUCGCGAUGAUGAUCGAGACCGAAAAGACCGAGACUCUGAUCGAGACCGAUCCCGCCGACACCGCAAUGAUGGAUAUAGCAGCCGCUCGUCUCAUUCAUCCCGACACGAUCGUGACCGUGACCGCGAUUCUCAUCGGCGUCGCCGGGACGACUGA